Messenger RNA from Zygosaccharomyces rouxii, 8025 nucleotides. RefSeq names its product Gcn1p (gene GCN1). Gene Ontology annotation, molecular function: protein kinase regulator activity. The record is from RefSeq and is a predicted model, not a curated record. Bases 1 to 8025 code for a protein of 2674 amino acids. Gene Ontology annotation, biological process: cellular response to amino acid starvation; regulation of translation. Gene Ontology annotation, cellular component: cytosol. The transcript has a single exon. NCBI's taxonomy places the organism in Eukaryota, Fungi, Ascomycota, Saccharomycetes, Saccharomycetales, Saccharomycetaceae.
AUGAACUCUAUGUUACUGUCAGAAGUUGGUCAAGAAGAAUUUCCUAUAGUUUUGGCCCAGAGUGUCCAUGACUCCCUCACUUCGAACAGAAUAGAGUUUUUAAAAGAGCUACAUCAAUUAGUCCUUCAGGGGACCCUUGAGACACCUCAAUUGUCUCAGAUAUCCGUUAAUCUUUUAAAAACUUAUAGCUCGUUCGAAGAUGGCAAAUCCAAAAAAUUAGUGAUUACCAUUUUGUUGGAGAUCUCAAAAUUGGAUGCUCGAUUUUUAGAAAAAUAUGCACAAUUUAUCUUGGAUCAAGUAUCACCUAAACCUGGUUCCAAGGCGGUUGUAGACUAUUUAAAUUUGUUGGAAUGGAUCCAUCUUUUUUUCAAUGUUUUGGUUACUGAUAAAUCAUUAUUUGAACAAAAUGUGGAUAAAUUAGUAGAGGCCCACUUAUACACUUCCUUCGGUAUUGAAGAUAAUUUAGAUAAACAAGAAGAAGGUAAAAAAUCAGGUGAAGGUCAAAAUCAGCAUAGAAGAAGAAUCCGUCGUGCGCUAUUGCAAUUAACUACAAAAUCGUUAGUUACCUGUGUGAAGAGUAAUAACGAUGCAUUGUACUAUUUCGAUCAAUUCGCGGAAAAGACUUUGGAGAGUUUCAACAAGAAAAAAGCUCCUGUUGCCGGUGUUGUGGUAAUGGUAGGCGCUUUGGCACAAGCUUCAGUACAAUUACUAUCAUCACAACCGGUCUUAUUCCACUCCUUUAAAGAAAAUCAUACUCCUCCAAUCACUGAGUUGAUUGGUAAGGAAGUUAUCGUAGGUAAGAACCCACCAUCUGAAUAUUGUCUCAAGACCUGUUUGUCACCAUUUUUAAAAGACUUCGUCACAGAAGACUUGUACAAGACUCAUUUGGUGUCCAAUUUGGAGAAAGCAUGUUUGAGAUCUCCAGAAUGGGCUUUCAAAGUAGCAGAGGUAUUGUAUUCUGGUGUAAACAGUAAAAAUGUUAACCUACUAAACAUCUUCAUUUCUACUAAAUUAAUGUCUCAAUCGUUUUCAUCAUUCAAAAGCUCGAGAGGAGGUGUCAAAGCUGCAUCUGUUAAUUCUGUUUUGACUCUCUUAUCAAGUCUUGAGAUCGAUAAUACGUCCCCAGAAGAUGCAAUUAAGCUACUCAGCGAAAUUUUUAAAAACAUCAAGACAAACAUGAACGCAGACUACAAAUCAUUAGCUUCUUCGAUACUUUUGAAGAUCCCUAACGUCUGGAAUGAAGUGAACGAAAAGUUGGUAUCUGAACUUUCCACGUAUGUUUCGAAGGAAGUUAACGAAAAUGCCCUUAGUAGCAUGCUGGGUUGUUUUUUUACCCAUUACUUUGUUCUGUCAGAACCUAGUGAAGCUCUCAUCAAACUCGUUUCCAAUGGUUUUGAAGAAAAGAAAUCCCAUUUAAAAAAAGUAUGGUUUACUACGUUUGCAUUGCACAGUCAGCUAGCUGCUGAUAAGCUCUUACAACCCUUUGGCCACUACUGCGUGGAAUUCGUCAAGGAAACACUUCAACACAGUCGAAGAAACGAUCAUUUCGCAGCCUUUGCCUCUUUUGAGUUUAUUGACAGAGUAAACAAUUCGCAAUUGGUCGAAUUACAAGGGGAGUUGGAUGAAACUAUUUCAUCAUUCCCUAGUCCUGCUCUUGGGGAAUUCUUGUUGCAAAUGACAUUAUCUACUUCUUUGAGCGUUCAACAACGUAUUCGCUCAGUGGAACUAUUAGAAAGAUACUUCCAAAGGAAACCAGCACUGGUGGGAAUUAACCUUAUAGAGGCACUAGAAAAGAGACUCCAACAACCUGAUGGUCCUGCGGAAGAAAGCAUUUCUUACAAAUAUAUUGUUCCUGUCUUCACAGCCAUUUCGAGACCAUCAGCUGACAAAGCAGGCCUAGUCGAGGUGUUGAUCAAAACCUUCAUUGUUUCUCAAUAUAGUGGAUUCAAUUUGAAGAAUAGCUGGGCUAGUUUGGCACUGAAUGCUCAAAUGGAUCCAGCUAGCCUGGUGCAAGAACAUGCUAAGACCUUAAUCAAUAAUGCUGUUGCAGUUCUUGAUAAUUCAGAAUUUUCUCAUACCCGAUUUGGUUCAUGUGCUGUUCAAGCUUUAGCAUACGCAUCGUUUAUCAACAGUUCUGUUGUCAGCCCAAUGUUAGCAGAAUUACUGCUGAAUGACUUAGAAGUUGAGCAAAUAUCGAGCUUUACAGCUGAAGAUUUUGCAAUUUGGCAAGGUAAAGAGGGAGAAAUGGUUUUCGACAUUUUAGAGAAAGACAUCGAUAAGAAGUUGGCGGACAAGAAUACGAGAGAUUACGAAACUUUGAAAUGGGAACAGAGUAUCAGAAAAGAACAAACAAAGAAGAUAAAUAGAAAGUUAACGAAGGAAGAACACGAAUUGGUGAAGCAACAACUUGCUAAAGAAUCUGAUAUCAGGAGCCAAGUCACAAAAAUGACAGUGAAAGUUGAUAGAGGUGUAAGACUUGUUCAACAACUUGCCCGUGAUUCUGUCCAGGUGGACACCGGUAUUCACGUCUGGCUCCCACCUGCUGUCACGAAGUUACUCGAGCUUUCUCAGAACAAAAACUCUUCGAUAUUCUUGGGUACCAGUGCUUUAGAUGCCUUUUUAAGCCUUUCCUUAGAUAUUUCUGAUAGAUUGGGCUCAAUGACCUUUUUUGUUGGGUUGGCAAUAUUGCGUGUGAAAAAUGCUCAUAACAUUCCUUCCAACUUUUUGGAAGAGCCUCUUCAUGAGCUCUUAUCUAGAGUCCUUUUUAGAGUGAAGAUAGUUUCUCAGCAAGUUGCUUUGGAUUCUACGACUCUUAUCUAUAUGCUACCAUUGCUGGUUCACGUUUUGCAAGAGGGUAAACGUGUGGCAGUACUAAAUGCCAACAAGCCUAUCUCUAACAGCGAAUUUGUGGAAGAGAGUAGCGAGGAGGAACAUCUGUUACUGGCCAUGGAUAUCAUCUCAUCACACGCAGAAGUCUUUUCAGAUUCAUCCAUCCCAAGAGAAUCAAUUUUACAGGUUUUAUUGUCACUAUUGGCAUUGCCUUCGAAGGCGAAAAUGGCAAAGGACUGCUUCAAUUCCUUGUGUCAAAGUAUUUCCAUAGCUCCAACAAACAAGGAUCUUCAAAUGCUUCUUUCAAACACUCUAUCUCCAAAUCAAUUUGUGCGUUCUUCUGUUUUGGAAAUAAUCGACAAUGAGUUUGAACUGGAACCUUUUAUGUCUUAUUCUGCUGAAAUCUUCAUCUGUAAGCACGAUGUUGAUGAAAACUGUCGUUCGACUGCUGAUUUUAUUUGGGAUUUCAACAAAUUUCAGGUUAAUGAAGAACUACUUGCUACCUUGCUAACGUUCUUUAAUCAAUCGAAUGAUAGUUUAAGGGUUUUCACAGCCAAGGCAUAUGCAGAUGGUGUUGAGCAUUUGAAGAAAUCAGCUGGCGACCAAGUGAUUGACAAGUACUUGGGAAUCCUAAUGAACUUCUAUUUGGAGAAGGCAAAGCCAUUGGAGGAUAUCAUCGAUCAAUACGGUCUGGUGGCUAUUUCCGCAUCAGAAAGAAAAGAUCCUUGGGAAGAUAGAAGUACUUCCGCUCUUGCUAUGAAAGAACUUGUAACUAGUCUACCUGAUGGUGGAGAUACUGUGAUAGAAUUUAUCCGAUUUUUGAUUGAAAAGGGUGCAUUUGAAGAUAGAGAGUUCUUAGUCCGUCAAGAAAUGAAAGAAGCUGGUAUUGAAGCCAUAACUAAACAUGGUGCUAAGAGAGUCGAAGAUUUAAUUCCAAUUUUCGAAGCCGCUCUCACUUCGAACUCUGGGACUGUUGUGAAGGAGAACACCAUUAUUCUUUAUGGUUCUCUUGCCAGGCACUUGAGCACGGAUGAUGAAAGAAUUCACAUUGUUAUUGGUAGAUUGUUGUCAACACUGGAGACUCCUUCAACCGAGGUUCAACAUGCAGUCUCUGCCUGUUUAUCUCCAUUAGUUCCCUUGUUCAAGCAAAAUGUCGAGCAGUACAUCAAUCAAUUGAUGGACAAAUUAUUGGAUGUAUCUGCCCCAACUUACGUGCAAAAGGGUGCCGCAUGGGGUAUUGCAGGUCUCGUGAAGGGUUAUGGUAUCUCUGCAUUAUCAAACUUUGAUAUUGUGAGAAACUUAAUUGAAGCCGCAGAAGAUAAAAAAGAAGCUAAAAAGCGCGAGUCGGUCGCUUAUGCAUUUGAAUAUCUUUCUAUUUCGCUAGGCAAAUUCUUUGAACCUUAUGUCAUUGAAUUAUUACCUAAUAUUCUAAAGAAUCUUGGUGAUUCUGUUCCUGAUGUUAGAAAUGCCACUGCUGAUGCUACAAAGGCCAUUAUGGCCCACACCACCAGUUUUGGUGUUACUAAGUUGAUCCCUGUAGCAGUCUCUAACAUGGAUGAUAUUUCUUGGAGAACAACAAGAGGAUCUGUGGAACUCUUGGGUAAUAUGGCCUAUUUGAAUCCAACCCAGCUUUCAAGCUCUCUAUCUACUAUUGUGCCUGAAAUUGUUGGGGUCUUGAAUGAUUCCCACAAGGAAGUCCGCAAAGCUGCAGAUGAGUCAUUGAAGCGUUUUGGUGAGGUUAUUAGAAACCCUGAAAUCCAGAAACUGGUGCCAGUUCUAAUUAAGGCUAUCGGCGACCCUACGAAAUACACCGAGGAGGCUCUCGAUGCUUUGAUCCAAACCCAAUUCGUUCACUACAUUGACAGUCCUUCACUCGCCUUGAUCAUUCAUGUGAUCCACCGUGGUAUGCAUGAUAGAUCUGCCAAUACCAAGAGGAAGGCUUGUAAGAUCGUGGGUAAUAUGGCUAUUUUGGUCGACACUAGGGACUUGGUUCCAUACUUACAACAACUUAUUGACGAAGUGGAAGUUGCUAUGGUUGAUCCAGUUCCUGCUACUAGAGCCACUGCUGCCCGUGCCUUGGGUGCGUUGGUUGAGAGAUUAGGUGAAGACCAGUUCCCUGACUUGGUUCCUCGUUUGAUGGACACCUUGAGCGAUGACCAAAAAUCAGGAGACCGUCUUGGUUCUGCACAAGCCCUUGCCGAAGUUAUCAGUGGUCUCGGAUUGCCUAAGCUGGAUGAAUUGUUGCCAUCUAUUAUGGCUGGUGUAACGAGUUACCGUAGCUCUAUUAGAGAAGGUUACAUGCCGCUAUUGGUCUUUUUACCAGUGUGUUUUGGUGCACAAUUUGCUCCAUAUCUAAAUCAAAUUAUCCAGCCAAUCUUAGCCGGUUUGGCUGAUAGUGAAGAAGGCAUUCGUGACACUGCAUUGAAGGCUGGUAGAUUGGUUGUUAAAAAUUAUGCAUCGAGAGCUAUUGACCUGUUGUUACCAGAGCUUGAAAGAGGUAUCUUUGAUGAAAACGAACGUAUCCGUCUAUCUUCUGUUCAAUUAACAGGUGAUCUAUUGUUCCAGGUUACCGGUAUUUCUUCCAAGAACGAAUUCUCUGAAGAAGACAAUGAGUACAGCGGUCAAGUCACCGUCAAAAUGGUCGGAGUUCUUGGCCAAGAACGCCGGGACAGGGUCAUUUCAGCUUUGUUCGUGUGUAGAAAUGAUACGUCAGGUACUGUUCGUGCGUCUGCUGUUGAUAUUUGGAAGGCCCUUGUGCCAAAUACGCCUCGUACUGUCAAAGAAAUUUUGCCAACUCUGAUCAGCAUGGUUGUCAUGCAUCUGGCUUCUUCCUCGCACACUCUACGUCACAUUGCCGCUCAAACCUUGGGUGAUAUGGUUCGUCGUGUCGGUGGUAAUGCCUUAUCACAACUGCUGCCAGUAUUAGAAGAAUCCUUAGAAGAGACCUCUGAUCCAGACUCUAGACAAGGUGUCUGUGUUGCUCUACGUGAACUUAUUGGAUCCUCCUCCGCAGAAUCUCUUGCUGACUACCAAACCAUCAUCGUCAACAUCAUCCGUGACACAUUGGUCGACAGUAGUGAUAGUGUCCGGAGAUCUGCUGCAUUGUGCUUUGACGCUUAUCAAGAAGUGGAUAGUAAGGUGGCAAUCGAUGAAAUUUUGCCAUAUCUAUUGAACCUGCUCGAAUCAUCUACAGUCUCGGACUGUGCUCUACUGGGUCUACAAGAAAUUAUGUCGACGAAAUCCGAAAUUAUUUUCCCUAUUUUGAUCCCAACUUUGUUGGAACCUCCUAUUGAUUCAUUCAGAGCUUCAGCUUUGAGUUCUCUAUCUGCUGUGGCUGGAUCGGCGCUUUACAAGCGUUUGUCAACUAUCAUCAAUUCAUUAGUCGAUGCAGUAGUCGCCUGUGCUUCUGAUGAGAAAAUGCAGCAAUCUAUCAAGAGCGCAUUAAACAGGAUUUUCUUAUCGGUCACUGAUGAAGAAGGUUUACAUCCACUCUUACAGCAAAUCAUGUCAUUACUCAAACAUGAUGACUUCGAGAAGCGUGUUGUUGUGUUGGAAGUUUUGCCUAAUUUCUUCAAUGAAACAGUCUUGGAUUAUGAUCUUUACACUGCUGACCUUGUCUCCAAUGCAAUUCUUUCCCUGGAUGACAAAGACUUUAGAUUUGUAAAGGGUUCCCAUGAUCUUUUGGUGUCAAUCAUUUCUAAACAAGAUAAAUCUAAAUUGGAUAGAUUAGUCAAGCCUGCUAAGCAAGCUUUGCAAAUGACUGGUAAGCCGGGCGAAGAUCUUCCUGCAUUUGCCUUGCCUAAGGGUCCAAACUGUAUCUUGCCAGUAUUUUUGCAUGGUCUAAUGUACGGUUCAAGUGAUGAAAGAGAAGAUUCCGCACUUGCAAUCGCUGAUGUGGUUUCGAAGACUCCUGCUACCAAUUUGAGACCAUUUGUUAGUGUCAUUACAGGUCCAUUAAUUCGUGUUGUCGGUGAGAGAUUCAACAGUGAUAUCAAAGCUGGUAUAUUAUUUGCCCUCAACAUUCUUUUCGCAAAGAUCCCACAAUUUUUGAGACCUUUCAUUCCUCAAUUACAAAGAACCUUUGUGAAAUCUCUAUCAGACCCAUCUAACGAAACUUUGAGACUUCGUGCCGCCAAGGCACUUGGUACUUUAAUUGAGUACCAGCCAAGGGUUGAUCCAUUGGUCGUGGAACUAGUUGCAGGUGCCAAACAGGCCACUGAUGAAGGUGUGAGGACUGCAAUGCUGAAAGCUCUAUUAGAAGUGGUUACUAAGAGCGGGUUGAAGAUGAAUGAAAACUCGAAGGUGAGUAUCGUAAACUUGGUGGAAGAGGGUCUAAUGUCAAGUGAUGACAAGCAAGCAGCAGCAUACGCCAAUUUGAUUGGUUCUAUAUCCGAAACUUUAUCCACUGAACAAGCUCAAAGAAUCUUGAAAGAAAAGGUUUUGGAUGCUGGUCUGGAAGGUGAUUCAGGUAAAUUCGGUAUUUUGGCCUUGAACUCUUUCAUUAAGGAUGUUCCAGCACAAGUUGUAAAUUGUGAUCUAUUGGAUGAAAUUGUUCACUAUAUCGUCAAUGCCAUCAAAUCUCCUAGUGCCUAUUUCAGCGAAAAUGGUCUGUUAGCAUCAGGGAAAUUGUUAUUAUUACAAGGUGAAAAGAAAUCUCCUUAUUCCAAGAUUGAAGCAGAAAGUCCACUAGACUUAGGUCAAAAUAAUAUUAAAUUGUUGGUGGAAGAAUUGUCCAGAGCAACGCUAGCACCUGUGAGUACCUCUACUGAUGCUAGAAGAUUGACCCUUGUCAUUUUAAGGACAUUGACCAGAUUUAGAUUUGACGAAUGUGUCAAACCAUACUUGGAUUUAGUGGGUGUUUCUGUUUUUUCAUGUCUACGUGAUACUAUUAUUCCCAUUAAAUUGGCAGCCGAGAAGGCUUAUCUAGCCGUCUUCCGCCUCGUGGAAGAAGAAGACAUGCAAACUUUCAACACCUGGUUUUCUGAAUUUUCUUCCAAGGGUCCCUCUGUUACGAAUGCUGCAGGCAAUACUGUGCAAUUGAGAUCAAUUGGUGACUACACUAGAAGAGUGGGUAAGAGAUUGGCUAACGUGGAAAGAGAAAGAAUUGCUGAAGGUGGUGAUGCCGAAACGAUGUUCAGUGACAGAUUUGAAGAUGAAAGAGAAAUCUGGGCUGUUGGCGGUCUUGAGAUCGAAUAA